GCCCUGAUCAAAGAUCCGAUUUUGAAGAAACCCCAGCACUCCCUCGCCUUGGUGGAUCGUCUGGAGAUUGGUUUACACAAAGGAGGGAGAGGAUGCCGCCGGUCAGUGGACUGAUCCCCGCUCGGUUCCUGGUCCUCACGGCUCACCUGGUCAUCGUCAUCACCAUCUUCUGGUCCAGGGAGAACAAUGUCCGCGCUUCCCUCCCUCUUCAGUGCACGCAAGAGGAAUUUGACCACAGAGACACCGAGAUGGUGGUGGCGUUGUCCGUAACCCUUGGGCUGUUUGUGGUGGAGCUGGCCGGCUUCCUCUCCGGAGUGUCCAUGUUCAACAAUGUGCAAAGUCUGCUUUCGUUGGUUGCCCACUGCAGCGCCUCCAUCUGCCUCUCAUUCUUCGUCUUUGAGCGUUGGGAGACGGUCACGUACUGGUACAUCAUGGGUUUUUGCAGUGCCUUACCGGCUGCUGUCGAGAUCUUCCUGUUCAUCUCCGUCUUCGGACUCAAGAAGAAGCCACUGUGAAAAGGACAACGAGGGCGACGGCCUCUGUCCAGAUGAGACCUCUCGUUCGAAUUAUCCCAGUGCAGAGGGAACUCCAAAAGAGCACGAGAUGGAGAUCAAAUGUCCUUCCCGUAGGACUAUCACCUGUCCCUGGUUUUCAACUCCAUCUUUGCUCACUCCUCCACGGACAAAAAAGCAGCUGGGUCUUCAGCAGAGGUUGGAUUCCUUCCGUGGAAACCUCUUAAUAUUGUAUCCGUGAUGGCAUCCUAUAUUUCAUCAAGAGUAGUAUUUACUAACUGUGGCAGCUUUCAGAUGGAAGCUUCUUGGA
Molecule: messenger RNA, 822 nt
Organism: Protobothrops mucrosquamatus (brown spotted pit viper)
Lineage: Eukaryota; Metazoa; Chordata; Lepidosauria; Squamata; Viperidae
Product: transmembrane protein 107-like
Exons: 6
Coding region: 93-515 (140 amino acids)
Biological process (GO): non-motile cilium assembly; protein localization to ciliary transition zone
Cellular component (GO): MKS complex
Source: RefSeq, a predicted model, not a curated record